This is a messenger RNA of Myxocyprinus asiaticus (Chinese sucker), 619 nucleotides long. Its product is annotated as histone H2A-like. The record is from RefSeq and is a predicted model, not a curated record. Gene Ontology annotation, molecular function: protein heterodimerization activity; structural constituent of chromatin; DNA binding. NCBI's taxonomy places the organism in Eukaryota, Metazoa, Chordata, Actinopteri, Cypriniformes, Catostomidae. The coding region runs from base 179 to 565 and encodes 128 amino acids. Gene Ontology annotation, cellular component: nucleosome. The transcript has a single exon.
CGUCAUCAGAAAGAGGGAGGAGUUUAGAGUUUGGAGGGAAGUGCUGUGAUUGGUUAGAAUGUUUUUCAGACUCGAGCCAAUGGGCGACUGACAGUCUCCUUUAAAUACUGGAACCAGAGACUCAUAAACAAUUUUCUACUUUUAUUUGAUUUGUUGAAAUUGUACUUCGAACUUCAUAAUGAGCGGCAGAGGUAAAACCGGCGGUAAAGCUCGUGCGAAGGCUAAAACUCGUUCAUCCAGGGCAGGGCUGCAGUUCCCCGUCGGUCGUGUGCACAGACUGCUCCGCAAAGGAAACUACGCUGAGCGUGUUGGUGCCGGUGCUCCUGUUUAUCUGGCCGCUGUGCUCGAGUAUCUCACCGCCGAGAUCCUGGAGUUGGCCGGGAACGCCGCUCGGGACAACAAGAAGACUCGUAUUAUUCCCCGUCACCUGCAGCUGGCAGUGCGGAACGACGAGGAGUUGAACAAACUCUUGGGUGGGGUGACCAUCGCUCAGGGUGGUGUGCUGCCCAACAUUCAGGCUGUGCUGCUGCCCAAGAAGACCGAGAAACCCGGCAAGACCAAGUAAACGGACUCCAGUCUGUUUAAACCCAAAGGCUCUUUUAAGAGCCACACACUUGAA